AUGUUGUUUCUCUCAGAAGUCUCUGUAUUUUUAGCCUCUUUGUCGCUUGUAGUUGCAGGUACCGCACCAUACGCAACUGAUUCUCCUGCAGGAGCCAAAUAUGUUGCUACCUUUAGCAAAACUGUAACUGGUUCAGUAGAAUUUGCAACUGUCAGUAAUUCUUCUGUAGGUGUUACAGUCGAUAUUGAGGGAUUGCCAUCAAGCGGGGGGCCAUUCCUUUACCAUGUCCACCAAUAUCCUGUCCCUUCAAAUGGAUCCUGUCUUGCUACAGGUGGCCACUUAGAUCCUUACCAUGGUGUCGCUACCUCUUCUGAUCCAGCAGCAUUGGAAGUCGGUGAUUUGUCUGGUAAGCACGGAUCGAUCAAUGGAACAUCAAUUGAUACGUUCUACGUAGACAACUAUCUUUCAUUGAAUAAAGAUGACCCUGCUUACGUUGGCAAUUUGUCUGUGGUUAUUCACUACGCCAAUACAACCAGACUUGCAUGUGCAAACAUUGAAUUGGUUGAAGAUUCUUCUUCUUCUUCAAGUAGUGGUAAUAGCACUAGCAACAGCACUGGAAGUACUACUGAGAAUGGGUCAACUAGUGGCUCGACCGUAAGCACAGGUGGAGCUUCAGGUAACCCAUUACCAUACAUGUCUGCUUUCGUGGUUGGAUUACUUGCUCUUUUGUAG
This is a messenger RNA of Dujonia railenensis, 672 nucleotides long. The record is from the annotation of a GenBank genome assembly. Lineage: Eukaryota; Fungi; Ascomycota; Pichiomycetes; Serinales; Debaryomycetaceae.